This is a messenger RNA of Branchiostoma belcheri (Belcher's lancelet), 1538 nucleotides long. RefSeq lists its product as uncharacterized. The record is from RefSeq and is a predicted model, not a curated record. The transcript has 2 exons. The coding region runs from base 243 to 599 and encodes 118 amino acids. NCBI's taxonomy places the organism in Eukaryota, Metazoa, Chordata, Leptocardii, Amphioxiformes, Branchiostomatidae.
GACCCCGCGCCGCCUUUCUUGUUGUAGAGACAGAACCUACGAGACGUCCUGCCUUGACAAUCCCCACAAAUCGUCGUGUAUUUUUUCGGCGACGCGGAGGUGGGGUCGGCUAAGGACAGGUGGAACGCCCCUGUCCCACCCAAGGGAACUGCACAGAACGUGCGGCUUCUGACAACCAUACAUUUUACCUGCCGCAGUGACAGCGUUCACUGUUUCGUGAGCUGAAUGUGACUACAGCAGCAAUGGUGGAGCGACAGUCGGCUAAGAAGCCUUACGACACGCAGUCGUCCUGGUCCUCCCCGCACAGCACCGUCAGCGGCCGGGACGACAGGCGCUUCGGCUACCAGAAACUCACCAGCUACGAGAUCGAUCAGACCGUCGAGCGGCUGCACAGCGGACGGCUGAAGUACCACUCUAUCGCCGAGCAGAGGAACCAGCCGCGCCCGAGGGACAAUUCGGACCCGGAGCUGGUGAACCAGAUCACCGAGAGGCUGACCCGAGACGCCUCCGCCAAGGCGACGGACCAGAGAAGGGUCCACGACGAACCCAUGCGGAACAUGGGCACGGUCAACUCGUACGCCUGGAAGGGGUGGAACUGACAACAAAGAUACUCUCCAAGCAGAUGUUUGGUUUAUUUUGGACAUUUUAAGGCGUUUUGGGCUUUAUAUUUUGAGACCAUACCCCCCAAAAACUAACAAAUAUAGCAAGCCCAAAGCCCAACAAAACGCCUUAAAAUUCCAAAACAAGUUUAACCUCUGCUUGUGGAGUAUAUAAUCAGAUAUACAAAUUGAAAGCAAUAUGGAGAAGAGGGCAAAUGACAAAUAUCACAACAUCAUCACAUUUAUCAUCAAAUGGUAACUGAAGUGUCCUUUUUGGGAAAGACUUUGAUUAAAGAUAUGAUGGAAAGGACUAUAGAAAGAUUCAGAAAUACUUGAAAAUAAGUCCUCGCCUUUAAUCAAUAAGAUGGGGGUACUUGGCAGAUUGCAAGCACACAAGUUGUAACGUUAUAGAAGGAAGUAAGUAUUCUUCUUUCUCUGCGCGACAUGUAUCUAGUUCUGGUGCCUUUUAUAGUGAGAUGAUUUAACGUGCCAUGACAGAACAUAGUGUUUUAUCAUACUUGUACGGCUGUGCCACGUGCCCCACACGUGAAUACAUAUUAUAUACUUUUGCACAAACACACGACAGCUUAUUUUGAACCAAUACUACGAAAGUAAGGUGCAGCGACCAAUCCGGGACGCUUGAUAUUUGGAAUAAGAUGCAAGAUGUAAAAUAAUAAUAAAUAAUAUUAUAAAGAUUUAUAAGAGAACAAAACACACAAAGCGUUUAAAUAUGUAAUUCAUUGAGCGGUCUUUCAAAUCUUUGGUCGCUCCGGUCACAGCCUAUAGUGGAAAGUUGGUGUUCAUUAUAGUGUACAAAUACUAGAUAUAGAAUAGUAUGCGUGACUCACUGUACGAUAUAUUUACAUGUUUACACAUGCAUACCACGAAUAUGCAACAAACAUGCAGAGUUUAUUUUACAGCAAUAAAGUGUCAUCUUAC